GCGACGUCACACCCACCAUGGCGGUCAAGGUGCAAUCAACCAAAAGGGCCGACCCCAAUGAACUGAAGGCUGUCUUCUUGAAGCAUGCUAGCGUUGUGGACAAGGAUGGGGAACAUUACAUGACUCCGGCUGACUUUGUGCAGAAGUUUCUGGGUCUGCACACACAAAUCCACCACAACCCCAAGACCGUGCAGCUGAUCGCCGGGGUGGCGGACACCACUAAAGACGGACUGAUCUCUUUCCAGGAGUUUCAGGCCUUUGAGUCGGUGCUUUGUGUCCCAGAUGCCUUGUUUAUAGUAGCCUUUCAGUUAUUUGACAAGACUGGCACGGGAGACAUCUCAUUUGAGAAUGUCAGAGACAUCUUUGGCCAGACCACAGUGCACCACCACAUCCCCUUCAACUGGGACUGUGAGUUCAUCCGGCUGCACUUCGGCCAUGACAGGAAGAAGCGCCUCAGUUACUUAGAGUUCACUCAGUUUCUGCAGGAGCUGCAGCUGGAGCACGCCCGCCAGGCCUUCGCGCAGAAGGACAAAGGCAAGAGCGGCGCUAUCUCCGCCUUAGACUUCAGCGACAUCAUGGCCACCAUCCGCCACCACAUGCUCACGCCCUUCGUGGAGGAGAACCUGGUCUCGGCUGCAGGGGGCAGCACCUCCCACCUGGUGAGCUUCUCCUACUUCAAUGCCUUCAACUCCCUGCUCAACAACAUGGAGCUGAUCCGCAAGAUCUACAGCACUCUGGCCGGCUCUCGCAAGGACACGCUCGUCACCAAAGAGGAGUUCAUUCACGCUGCCAAUAAGUUUGGUCAGAUCACCCCCAUGGAGAUCGACAUCCUGUACCAGCUGUCCGGGCUGCACACGCACUCAGGGCGGCUGAACCUGGCGGACAUCGAGAGGAUCGCGCCCCUGGAGGAGGGAUCCCUGCCCCACCACCUGGCCGAGAUCCAGAGACAGCAGGCGUAUGGAGAGUCAGGCCGGCCGGUUUGGCUCCAGGCCGCAGAGUCUGCCUACAGGUUCACCCUGGGCUCCAUCGCUGGAGCCACGGGGGCGACGGCGGUGUACCCCAUCGACCUGGUGAAGACCCGCAUGCAGAACCAGCGCUCCACCGGCUCCUUCGUGGGAGAGCUCAUGUAUAAGAACAGCUUCGACUGCGCCAGGAAGGUGCUGCGCUACGAGGGCCUGUUCGGGUUCUACAGAGGUCUGCUACCACAGCUCAUAGGUGUGGCUCCUGAGAAAGCUAUCAAACUGACGGUGAACGACUUCGUGAGAGACAAGUUCACCACCAAAGACGACACCAUCCCGCUGCUGGCGGAGGUGCUCGCGGGGGGAUGCGCUGGAGGCUCCCAGGUGAUCUUCACCAACCCGCUGGAGAUCGUGAAGAUCCGGCUGCAGGUGGCGGGAGAGAUCACCACAGGCCCGCGGGUCAGCGCCCUCAGCGUGGUGCGGGACCUGGGCUUCUUCGGCCUCUACAAGGGGGCGAAGGCCUGCUUCCUGCGGGACAUCCCCUUCUCGGCCAUCUACUUCCCGGUGUACGCCCACACCAAGCAGGAGCUGGCGGACGAGCAAGGCCGGCUAGGAGCGCUGCAGCUCCUGACCGCAGGGGCCAUCGCAGGUGUGCCCGCAGCCUCCCUUGUGACCCCGGCCGACGUGGUGAAGACCCGGCUGCAGGUGGCCGCCCGCGCCGGCCAAACCACGUACAGCGGCGUCAUUGACUGCUUCCGCAAGGUGGUGCGCGAGGAAGGCUUCCGGGCCCUCUGGAAGGGAGCGGGAGCUCGUGUGUUUAGGUCUUCGCCGCAGUUCGGCGUCACGUUGGUGACCUAUGAACUCUUGCAGAGAUGGUUCUACGUUGAUUUCGGAGGACACCGCCCCACAGGAUCGGAGCCCACGCCCAAAUCGCGAAUCUCCGAGCUCCCCCCCUCCAGCCCGGACCACAUAGGAGGCUACAGGCUGGCCGCCGCCACCUUCGCGGGCGUCGAGGACAAGUUCGGCCUGCACCUGCCCAAGUUCAAGUCCUCAGGGGUGGUGACCCUCCACCCAGCCACACCCAGGGAGGAGCCGCAAAGCGGAUAGACUGUCUUACAGAACCCCCCCGCACUCCGACAGACCGCAUGCACCUUGAGCCAGAUGUCCACUUAUAUUUAUAUACAUUAUUAUUUUUCUCCAUGUAAAUCUUGUCUGAAACCGAGUGCUAAAAGGAAGCUGUCGCGGCUCCGUCUCCAUGCAUCUGAACUGUUUUAUUUCGUUGUUUUUCCGCCUGAUUUUACCGGCAGCAUGAUUAGUGUUUUAUUUGCUUUGCGUAGCUUGCACAGAUGUUACUGUACAUAUUGUACAAGUUUGUACAGAGACGCGGCGCUGGAUGGGAGGUAACGACCGCACCACUCCGCUGUUCAGCCCGUCUCUGAAUCACACGGCAGCAUCAAAUGUACAGACGUUUUCAACAUUUUAUUAAA
Messenger RNA from Megalops cyprinoides (Indo-Pacific tarpon), 2446 nucleotides. Its product is annotated as calcium-binding mitochondrial carrier protein Aralar1-like. The transcript is spliced from 18 exons. Lineage: Eukaryota; Metazoa; Chordata; Actinopteri; Elopiformes; Megalopidae. Gene Ontology annotation, molecular function: L-glutamate transmembrane transporter activity; calcium ion binding; L-aspartate transmembrane transporter activity. Gene Ontology annotation, biological process: malate-aspartate shuttle; L-glutamate transmembrane transport; aspartate transmembrane transport. The coding region runs from base 18 to 2066 and encodes 682 amino acids. The record is from RefSeq and is a predicted model, not a curated record.